Molecule: messenger RNA, 716 nt
Organism: Camelina sativa (false flax)
Lineage: Eukaryota; Viridiplantae; Streptophyta; Magnoliopsida; Brassicales; Brassicaceae
Source: RefSeq, a predicted model, not a curated record
AUGGAAAUGGUUAUCGGAAACAAAAGAGUUAAAACACAUUUCCCACCGACACCUACCAUUUCAGGAUUUGUUGCGCUUCUCAAAGCUCUACACCGUAAUUGGUCUCCUGCUGCCAUAAGAUCAGCCAUUGUUACUACAGCUUGGAGAACAGAUCCAUUUGGAGAGCAGAUUAUUGCAGAAGGGUCGCCUCGGAAGCUAGCUGAUCCAUUCGACUACGGUGGAGGCCUUGUGAAUCCAGAGAAAGCUACAAAACCUGGUCUGGUAUACGACUUGGGACUCGAAGACUAUGUACUCUACAUGUGCUCUGUUGGUUUGAACAGCUUGUCGGUAAAGGAACAGUCUGUUCAAAUCCCAAACAAGUUGUUCUUGAUUUCAACUUAGCUUCCAUCACAAUCCCCAACCUCAAAGAUGAAGUUACUCUCACCAGAACCCUCACUAACGUUGGACCACUUGAGUCGGUCUAUAAAGUAACGGUAGAGCCGCCAUUGGGCAUCCAAGUAACUGUGAUCCCGGAGACGCUAUGUCUCUACAUUCCUAAAUUUCUUAUCAUGCUUCUUUUAACACAGGUUACUACUUUGGAAGCUUGACUUGGAAUGGCAAUCUGGCCUCUGCAUAAUGUAACCAUUCCUUUGUCUGUGCGAACGCAAAUUGUGCCUUACUACUACGAUGAGAAUUAAACAAACAAAAAACAUAAUACUAACCAUUUGUAACUUGUU